AUGGCAACUGAACAAUCAUCAAGUAUAAACAAUGGGAGUCAGUUAAAUCGAUCCGGCUCAGCUUCCGUGCCAUUGUUUGAGGUCGUCAACAUCCCAAAUCGUCUCGUGUUGGAAAAAGUUUAUUUAAAUGGACUUCAUGCUUUAAGACGUUUUGAAAUUCGAAAUAUAUCGCAAAAUACCAUCUUAGUCAAAUUGCGUUCAAAUCUGGGUUCUCAGAUUGCUUAUCAACUCACUAACGAAAAUCUACCGGAAUUUGAGUCUCGGGAGCCGGUCACAAAAGAAAAUAAAGAGUCAUUAACUUCCAAAUCAUAUUAUGCGUUAAACCUUGCUCCUGAAGAUAAUUCGCGUGCGUCUCUAAAUAAAGCAUCCCAGAAUCCUUUGUGCAAUAUUACAACAAAUACGGUGGCGGCAGCUGCUGCAGGAGCGUUUGGAGAUGCCAACGGGCAUCAAUUCAAUCAGCUCUUUAAUUAUGUGAAUCAUAUAGAUGAAGUGGAAAUUGCUCCGGGAUGUUCCCAAAAAAUCAUAUUGGCCUUUUUACCCGAUCCUCGUAAUAAAACUCGAAGAUCAGAGGUGAACCAUGCUGUUACUCCCUCGUCUGCUGAUGAUCUCAAUAAUCCGUCUUCGGCCUUGAUAGAUAAAGAUGGAGAUGAUGAUAAAAGGGGCAAUGUUAACAUAUUCAUGCAAUCAUCCGAAGAUGAAACUCAUGAUUUUUUCGAAGUCAAUGGUUUACUUUUGUUUUUUGCUUACGUAAUCGACAAACAACAGAUUAGUGAGUCAGCACCAGAGAAGCUCAAUGGAAGCCGCGAAUAUGUAAAUUACUCUGAUAAGUUACAAAAUUCUCAAAAAAUUGGUGAAAACUACAAUUUAACCCGUCACUCAUUAAUUACCAAAAAUGUGGAUUCUAACGAAGAUGGCAUAGCUAUUAAAUCAUCAAAAUCUGAUCCAGAAAUUACAUCCUCUCGAGAGAUGGAACCAGUUAACACGUCAAAGGCGGACUAUCAAAUCACCAUCAAAUUUUGUUCCACAGUCUCUCGUUCAGUGUUAUGGACUGAUGUUGGAGAAACUGGCAUAAAUUUUGACGAUUGCGUGAUAGGCGGCACUUAUUUCAAAGAUUUCACAAUAUGGAAUCGUUCAGAGAUCGAAUUAUAUUGGCUUCUCAAUACAGUAGACUUGUCUUAUUCAGAGCGCGAAGAUUGGAUUAAAUUCACCGAUUGUGACACCGGCGAAUUAUUAGAUAACAAACCAAUACCAAGUUAUUCGCAUAGACGAAUCAGGAUCACUUUUCGGCCCAAAGAAAUCGGCGAAUUCAAUUAUGAUCUACAACUGGAAAAUGCCAAUGAUUCAGAGAAUGUUUUGCAAAGUAGAAUACACGCGGUUGUGAGAUCUGUGUUAAGCGAGGAGUUAUUGGUCAUUAGCAGUGGGAAUGUUUUGGACUUUGGGGAUUGUUGCGCUGGAGCUUGGAGUAAGCAACAAUUGGUUUUAAAAAAUGUUAGCGAGGUACCUUUGGAAAUACACUUUGCGGCAGAAAACGCGGAAAUCUUGUUUCAUCUGAACACCGAUUAUCUAAGAAAAGAUGUAAAAAAAAACCAAAGUUCUAUUGAUAUGGAGGAUUUGUCUUCAUUACAAAAUCAUUUCAAGGACAUCACAAAUGUUGCGCACGGCACGUCGACAACGAAUAAUACCCAAAUCAAUAUAAAUUCUGGUCCUAUCAGCGAAACCAGUUCAAGAGCAAUUUCUCCGAGUCUGCAAAACCAUGAACUCGAAGGAUUAACUUUAUCUACGGAAAAUACAAGUGAAUCUCCAUCGGAGGAUGUAUCUAGAUCUACCAGCAGACAUCGGACGAAAGUCGCCGACGAUCCUGAUACCGAGGAAUCCAUAGGAGAAGAUGUGUCGGGAAGCGGUUUCUUGAUCAAGGGUUCAACUGAAAAACCAGAAAUUGGCUUCAAGGCUGAUAAGAUUGCUCGAAUAGAUGAAGUCAUUUUAGGUCCUGGUAAAGAGCGAACAGUUCAAGUGUCUUAUCACCCAGAGAAAGAUUCCUCAGCUAAUGACUUUAAGGCAGGAAAACUUAUUCGCAGGACAUUCCGUAUUAUCGUUCAAUACUCUCCUGUCAAUUCGAGCCAAGUGGGCUUACGCUCUGGUGGUCAUGAGCGUAAAAUCAUUCAAUGUAAAGCUCGAAGUUGCACGCCCUUCAUCGACGUCAACCCUAAGGAAGUGAACUUUGGGGAUACGGAUGUUGGCACUAAUAAAUCAUUACCCAUAACGAUUACAAAUUUAUCAGAAUUGACCGCUCGCGUAGAACUUAAAUUUGUUUCCAAGGUGCUAUAUUGUGUGAAUAACAAAAUUGUUAUUCCGCCGAAAAUGUCAUCUGAAGUAAAACUCACCAUGUAUCCCAGGAAGGUGAAUGCCGAUUAUCGAAAACAGAUUACCGUUGUCAAUCUGCAAAACCGGGAUGAUGAUCAGAUUAUUGAGGUUAGGAGUACGAAUAUAGACAAAAAUCGCGUGACAUUUCAUUCUCUGUUUUAUCGCAUAUUAACGUCGACUGGUAGCAAUUUUAUUGAUUUCGGAACGUCAGUUUUAAAUUCGCCUAGAAUAAGAACUUUCACAAUAGACAACAUCAGUGUAAAGAAGUUGGUCCUGGAGCUCUCGUCAUCUUCACCAGAAGAGAUUGUCAUAUAUCAUAAACGUCCAAUAUAUGAUUACAUAACGAACUCGAGCGAUGCCCAGACUGCAUCUCUCUCGAUCGAUGAAAUUGUUGAUUCUUCUAGUAAUGUAGAAAGUGAUGCCAGUUCCUCUAAAAUCGAAAGAAGAGAAAUGCUCCUGGAGUCAAUAGGGAACCGCCGAAUGCCAAAAAAUCAUUCCAACAUUGAUGCAAUUGGUAUAAAUACGAAGCUGAACUUAUCCACCACUAAUGCCACAUUGAUAGCGGGAGAAAUUCAUUCUAAUAUGUCUAUUAAGAGGUACAACGCCGCUACAUUUUUGGACGGUCCAUUGUCCGAUUCAACGCCUUCCAGCGCGGCCUAUCUUGAUCUGGCUGGAUCGUCGGACAUCGAUCCUAGACGUCACUCGCGAAGAAGACCGGCGAAGUUAAAAGUAGGUAAAACGUCUGGGGUGAACUCGGUCAUUGACAGAAUAAAAGGCGGCUCAAUUACGGCAGUUCAUCCAUCGAUUAGCUCAAUCAGUGCCACCGCGAAAAACUAUUCACGUGGUUUUAAUGGUGUUCUAACAAAUAAAACGAACGAUGAUUCGGUCGAGAGUGUUUCCUUCAGAAGUUAUCCGAAAGGUGAAGACUUGUCGAAAAUAUCUGACAUUCCCGUCGAAUCCAUUAUUGAAAUGUUUGAACCCAAGAAUAACCCGUUGCCGCUAAUAUUUCCAAAGCCAUCUGAUGAGGAAUCAUACGUGCGAUUUCAGAUGAGGUUAUUGCGGGAAUUAAAUAAUCGCAUACGAGAUCAUCAGAUCGUUCCCGUUAAAAUCGUGGAAAUCCCACCCUCGGAAGAAUGUCAAAUCAUCGUGGUAUUUACUCCAAGGCCGAAUCUUCAUUCAAAUGUUCAAGGACUGCCAAAGAAAUUUGAUUCACGAGUGAAUAUUCGUCUGAUGGAAUUUGAUCGUGAUAUACAGCAGCCUCAAUUUGACGCGCUGCUUCACGGCGAUCAAAGUCAAAUUCCUGUCAGGGAACUCAUGGUUAAUGCUACGUUAUGCAGGUCAAUUAUGGAUUUGGGACAGAAGAAUAUUAAUUUUGGAUUAAUGGAUAAAAAUGAGCGUCGAAAUACGACCAUACUAAUUCAAAACCGUAGCGAGGUGCCCCUCUUAUACUAUAUCCGUAAAUCGGGUUCGAUAGCAUCGGGAGACAUUACAUUUGGAAUCGGUCGUUUGGGGGUAGUUCGUGGGUAUAGUAAAAAAGAAGUGGAAUUUUCUUUCGAACCUAGCCUUUCGGGACUUUUUCAUGAGAAAAUUGGGAUAGAGAACGUUCGAGAUCGCGAGAAUAGUCAAGUACUUUCGGUGAAGGCAAACAUACGAAAGCAACACGCCUUCUCUAUUCAAAGUUUGAAUAUGAAUUUUGGAGCAUGUCUCAUCAAUGAGAAUCCAUUGAAGGUUCAGCAUAUAAUUAUCAGUAAUACGAAUAAACAACUUCGCAUGAUCGAGGUUCGAGUCGAACCCCAGGAUCUAAAGUAUAAGGCUUGCGUAGGGGAACUGGAUUUCGUACUACAAGAAGAAUUUGAUGGUUCCUCCCUCAGUGGAAUUUUAAGUAAGGAGACUGAGGAAGAAAUUGAAAGUUUGGAACAAAAAGUCAAAAUCGCUAAACGUAAGGGACGAGAUGACAAGGUCAAAAAAAUCGAAAAGAAAUUGGCAAAAUUAAGACGAGGUGAAUCGGGUAAAAAUGAUUCCGGGACGGAAACCGAAUCCGUGGAUGAAACUGCAUUUGGUACAACUUACGAAAUUGCGACGAAAGAAGAAAAGGUUGAUCUUCUUAAUGACGCAGUCAAGUCACCCGUCGAAGAGAUUUUUGACCGUUCCGGUGAAAAUAGUAGAGGGCCCAGUCGACCGCUGUCACGCGCCGACAAACCCACAGAUCAACCUAAUAAACGAAAUGUCAAAUACAAAAAGACACAAUCAUCAAUAAUUUUUCCCUUGGGUCCACGAACGACGAAAACGAUUUCCGUAUAUUUUAAGGCGACUAGAAUUGCCACCGAAGAAAUCUCCGACCUAAGGCAGUCCCAGGAGUCGGUCACUGGCCGGGUGUAUGUGCAUGAGCACAAAAAUCAAGAUAUUGUUAAGAUUGUCAUGUUUCAGGCCGUCGUUUUUUACGAUUACUUUAGUUUUUUGCGAGCUCUGAAUGAGGAAACAUAUAAUGGUGCAGAAAAUCAGACCGAGUCAGGUAUUUCCAGCCCGGUUCCCGAAUUUUCAAGCUUAACCACCGACCUUCCUGAUCAAAUUGGAAAAGAUUCGUCGUUCGUAUUGCGUAAAUUUCCUAAUCUAAUCGGUUCCCCCUUGCUUCAAGGAUAUGACCUAAUAACAACCUCGACAUUCAUGUCACAAUCACCGGACACUGAGCUAUCGCAAUAUGAAUUUCCAAGUUCAGAUGCGUCGAUCCACGAAUCGUCACCUGAGAAUUUGGUUCUGGAACCGACCGAUCUUGAUAUUGGAAAACUUGAAGUUAAUCAGAGACAUAAUUGUUAUUUCAAGUUGAUCAAUCGUGGAGACGAGCCUUUAUGCUACAAAAUAAUAAUUCCCGAAGAUGAAAAAAAUUUUUUCCAAUUUACCAAGCUUCAUGAUAAAUUAGCCCCUCAGGAAACACGUCGUUUGGAUUAUGCCGUAAUCGCCGAAAAAACGGGGCGCCAAUUACAUUCGGUAAUCAUCCGGAAUUGUGGAACGAAGUCCGAAUUCCGGUUCACGCUUCACGGAUAUAUUCAUCAUCCUUAUUACUUGCGAUUUCCUUCACUGGGAGAUGAUGGUCAAUCAGAACUGGAUCUAGGAUAUUGUUACGUUGACCCAGGUAGAAAGUACUCCCAGGUCACCCCCCUGUUGGUAAAAAACAUUACUGAAGAUGACGUCUACAUAACUUGUCAAAGCAACCUUUCUUUACAAGUUUCAGUAUUUCUUGAUGAAAGUGGAGAGAAGGGACAGGUUGUGGGGACCUUAUUGAAGAAAAAAACAAUGAUGACCGUUUGGGUGGCUUUGCAACCAAAUCUACUCACAAGAAACAUAGGUCUAAACGGUGGGACAUCGAAUUCAGCGGGAAAUUCCGCUACUGACCGUAAUGUCAUUGCGAACGAUGAGUGUCGCGUGUUAAUAGGUGGCAUAAAGUUUUCAGUUCAGGUUAAGGAACCUCAGCGCCCGCCGAUUCCGGAGACCAAUAGUGCAGAAGAACUGAUCACUGUUACUACACAGACAGUCAAAUUUACAUCUCUCAUAGGUCGCUCUGUAUUUUCAGUUUCUGAGAAGUUGAUAAACCUUGGCACAACUUCAAAUAUUGGAGAUACUUUUUAUGGAUCAUUUACUAUCCGCAAUUUAUCUACGCGUCUUCCGCUGGAAUAUGCAGUGGAAUGUCCUAAUGGCAACAUAAUAUUGGAUCACCCUGGUGGAACGCUCGAAGGCCGGGACUCGUCAAUUGAGUCUCGUGAAUCUUUAAGACAGAAUGAGAUUCAGGGUGAGAGUACCAUCUGCUUGCCACCAACAGACAAUCUGUCCUCGGCCAUUAUCAAUUUUCGUGUUACCUCUUCAAAAUUUGGGUUUUUCCGCGACAAAAUCGUUAUAACAAACAAAAACAAUGCCGAACAAGUAUUUGAAGUUGAAGUCUACCUAUUUGUUGACAACUGCAUUCUUGAUUUCUACAUCAGAGACGAGUUUACUUCAUCCAAAUCUGCUAAAGUCGAACUCGUACAUUCAACUGGGGAACCCUCGAAGGAUUUGGAGAAAUUGCCUUCGAUUUCGUGGGAUGACAUUGCCGUGUCGAUUACCGAUUAUGAUUUAUUGACCAAGGACAUGGUUCCAAAAGUUGUCAUUCAAAAAGGAUAUCAAGCCGCAAACAUUCCAGCAUACGAACAAUGCGUGGAAAUUUUUAAUAACUCGGAAUCCGAAGUCCUAAAAAUAGCACCUCGUAGCAACUUGGACGUCAAAGUUAGAUGGGGUCCCUUUGGAGAUUCGAGAGCAUUCUCAGAUGAGGAAUUAAAAGAAGAUGACGGUCGUUCAUUCAAAAUUUGCGGUCCUACACUUAAGUUGGAACCAAGGAGCAAAGCAUACUUUUACGUCAGCUGUCCACAACCUAAAUCUUUAAAUCGAGACGAAAUCAAGAGAGUUGCAAGCGGAAAAAAGGUCAACCUCAAAGGUGUAUUUUUCCUAGAGGACCAAAUCCAAAAUGUAGUAGUGAAAUUGGCGUGCCUUAAUGCUUCAUUUUGUGUUCCCAUAGGAGAACUGAACACGUCGUGUUUAAACGUAGGUCGAAUAGGGUAUUCCAAUUCAUGGUCAGGAGUGAAAUUUCAAUUUAGUCUUAGAAAUAUAUCAGACAUACCUCUACACUAUGAGUUGCAAAGUCCCGAUUGCAUUGAAAUUUUAGGCUUUAUGAAUGGAGGUUCUACCGAUGAAGUCAAUCAAGGAGUGAUUGUUUUGAAACAGACCUUGGAAUCACAUGUUGAUCGAGUGGUCACUGCGAUUCUCCAACCCCGUCGUAUCAACGACUUUACUGUUGGCGAACGAAUAUUUGAUGUCAAUGUCUUGAACAUGUUUAAUCCUUUGAACACCUUGACCUUAAAAGUCGAGGCUACCCUUACAUUGUUCGAACUUAAGUUUGAUCGUCUUAUCCAAGGGGAACUUGUAUUGCCUACUCUUUAUCAUCCUUUUCCCCCAUCGGAUCUCCCUUGUGAUACCUGGUUCACCAUCAUUAACAUCAGUGACCAAGAUGUUCGAUUUGAAAUUAGCGUAGAACUCGCUCCGGACGUGCAGAAAUUCGUUAAAGUCGAAGUCCUAUCCCGUUUCUUGAAUUCACCUCUAAUAGGUGGUGUAUCCAUAAGUGGACUCGGAACGAUAGAAGUUAGAGUGAGAGCAUAUCCUAUCGAGAAUGUUCGUAUUCCUCGUGAAUCUUCUUAUCUAACCAACAAUGACGGCGUGACUUUUGGUAAACUUCUGGUUGCAACCAAGCAAAUUAACGAGGACGAUCGAGUUCAAAAAGUGGCAGAGAACAUACCUAUACGCGGCUUCAUUGCAGAAUCCCCUGCAAUAUUUUCCAUAUCACCGAAAAAUAUUCUAUUCAAAACAGCAUGGUCCGUCUCGGAAAUCGACGGUGGAGGGAGGUGUGAUUUUGUCGAGGAAUCAUCGACUCCCACAUCAGAACUCGGGAAAAAUUUGCAGAUGACCAAAGACUGGCCUGCUCAAAAAGAUACGAUCGUGAUAAUUAAUCAUUCCGAUAAAAUUCCUUUGUUAUUUAAAGUUCAAAUCGAAGGACCAAUGGAACUAUCGGCAAAGGAUAUUAUAAAUGUUUCGCCUUUGGACGAAGAUGGUUGUGGGAUUGUAGGGGCUAAUCAGAAACUUAUAUUAGAAGUUAGUCUUAUAGAUUUAACUGCAGCCGUAUCCGAAGACAUUAAAAUUCACAUAUUCGAUUUACAAUCAUUAUCCAAUCAAAAGAAAACUGUCCUUGUCAGUAUAGAGUCUGACACGAGAGAACACCAUGCCGAGUCAAAGAGCCUACAUAUGAUAGAAGAAGUUUCUAUUCCUCUAUCGUCGAAGAUCGUGAAAUUUACGCAGAAACCGUUGGUUCCCUCAUUGGAAAGAUCUUUUUCGUCUCAGGAAUCUCGCAAUGGAUUGCCUUUUAUCACCCUUCGAGGAUGUAAAAGGAUUGGAGAAGCGACAGAUGUGGGAGGUCGAUAUGAGCUUGACCUUGGACAGCAGGACCUUGGAUCCCCGACCGUUAUUAAAAAAUUGACGCUUGAAAACUCAACAUCUCAGCAAAUUGAUUAUCGCUUGAAGACAGUGUUUGUGAACGAUAAGAAUUGGUUAAACAUAAGUCGAAACGAAGGAACUUUGGAGGCGACCUCGGAAGAUCACAACCGACAGUACAUUGAUAUUCAUACCGUUACGCUUAGUUUCUCGACGAGCACUCGAAACGUAUAUUCGACUUACCUAAUAGUUGAAAAUUUGAAAAAUCCAUCGGACAUAAAAACCAUCCGGAUUCUAAUGGAGGUUGUUGCUCAUCAAAAUUUGCGGCGAGGGGCAAAUAUCCCCCUUCCAAAUAAUCAUGUGUUCGACGUGUACGUUAACGGGGUGGAUAUCAGUCAAACGCAAAUUGAGAUGCUAAAUAUUUUUUAUGGUUAUGAGUAUACUGCAAGAAGCAUGCCCUCACAUGAAUUCCAAGAACUUUUUAAUCAAAGGAAUCCUGAUUUGAUGGAAGAAAAGGUGAUUGAAAUUUAUGUGAAUUGUAGACUCGUAAAGGAUUAUCAGCAAAUCGUCAUCCUCAAGGCCAAAUGCAAAAUGCCUUCUUUACAAGUGGAGUAUGAAGAAAUCGAUGCAUUUAUAGGCAAAAUUUCGCGACGAGACGUGAAUUCUAAAGAAGAAGAUGAAUGGCUAAUACAAUUUGACCAAGCACUUCGAGAAAUUAAGAUCAAAAACCUUCUUAGCACUCCGUUGGAAUAUGAAAUAGUGAAUGACACAAUGUAUUUCACUUUGGAGUUUCCCACAGGAAAUAAGGUGGUAACCUCAGAAUCGUUUCAUGAUGUCAUAGCCAUCAGAGAAUUAUUGGAUAGCACUGCGAAUAAGUUUUGGAUAUAUUUCCAACUUCCAGGAUAUAAAGUAUCGUACGCUUUUAGCACGCUUGAAAACCAUACUGUUCGAUUUCUCAGCGAUUUCAAUCAAAACACUGACCUUUUCGAGAGACCCGAGGAUCCGAAGGACGAGCAGGCCAAUAAGAAAAUGGUGGACCUCAGAUUUCAAUACUUCUUCAUAAUAGAUCAAUUGGUCUACUAUGCUACCAUUAAAACGAGCGAAAAUUGGUUUCAACUGGCUAAACGGUACUUGGGCAUCAAAUAUUUCAAAAAAUUGGACCAGCACAUCUUCAAGAACCCAAUUCUACACACAUAG
Acaulospora colombiana is the source of this 9564-nucleotide messenger RNA. NCBI's taxonomy places the organism in Eukaryota, Fungi, Glomeromycota, Glomeromycetes, Diversisporales, Acaulosporaceae. The record is from the annotation of a GenBank genome assembly.